Messenger RNA from Oryzias latipes (Japanese medaka), 1434 nucleotides. It is a transcript of the gene dpep2, whose product is annotated as dipeptidase 2. The record is from RefSeq and is a predicted model, not a curated record. Gene Ontology annotation, molecular function: metallodipeptidase activity. Gene Ontology annotation, biological process: proteolysis. Lineage: Eukaryota; Metazoa; Chordata; Actinopteri; Beloniformes; Adrianichthyidae.
AGGUCAAACUAAAUGAUGCAGAUGUUUCUGAUAGACUCGAAUGCAGCACACGCCUGUCGUCAUCGUAUCGUGAGUUCAAAGGCGCUGGAAACUUUACACAGUGUUCAUGCAGCUUCUCAACAGGGUGGUAAACAGACCGACUUGAAAAUGUUAAGCGGCUGGCCAGUGAUCAUGUGGCUCUGGAUUCUUCUGACAAUUAUGCCUCUGUUAACAUCUGCAUAUUCUGAAAAGGAAAGAGCACAGGAACUGAUGGACAGGUUUCCUCUGAUUGAUGGUCAUAAUGACCUUCCUCUUAAGAUCAGGGUCUAUUAUAACAAUCGUCUCAGCCAGAUUGACCUGCAGAAAAUCAGCAAAGUUGCCACUGACAUCUCUCGUCUCAGAGCUGGAAGUGUGCAAACACAGAUGUUUGCGGCCUAUGUUCCGUGUGGGGCCCAGGAGAAAGAUGCUGUGAUGCUGACGCUGGAACAAAUAGAUUUGGUCAGACACAUGUGCAAUAAGGCCCAGGACUUGGAACUGGUCACGACCUACGACGACCUGACCAAUUCUAUGAUGAAACAAAAAAUAGCCUGUCUGAUAAGUAUAGAGGGGGGUCACUCUAUUGACAGCAGCCUUGCAGUUCUGCGGAUGUUUUACGAGCUUGGGGUCCGCUCCAUGUCCCUCACACAUAACUGCAACACUCCCUGGGCUGAAACCUCCACAGAUCUUUACGGUGUAUUUCAAAGGGAGAACAACAGCUUAACACCGUUUGGCAAGUCUGUGGUGGAGGAGAUGAACAGAUUGGGAAUGAUAGUGGAUCUCUCUCAUUCUUCUUGGGAAACGGCCUCGGCCGCCCUAAAGCAUUCCAGGGCACCAGUUAUUUUCAGCCAUUCAUCUUCCUACUCCAUUUGUGAUAACAAACGCAACGUACCUGACUGGCUCCUGCGUGAGCUGGAACAGAAGAAUGGCUUAAUCAUGGUGAAUCUCUACAGCAAGUUCAUUUCCUGUGGUAAAGACGCCAACAUCUCUGACGUUGCUGACCAUUUUGACCACAUAAAGAAGAUCAUUGGGGCUAAGUCAAUAGGAAUAGGUGGUGACUUUGAUGGUGCUGAUAGCUUUCCUCAGGGUCUACAGGAUGUGUCAAAGUACCCCGCCCUCAUUCAAGAACUCCUGAAGAGAAACUGGUCUGAACAAGACCUUGCAGAUGUCCUCCGAAGAAACUUCCUGCGAGUGUUCAAGGAAGUCGAGAAUGUUCGUGACAACAGCCAGCACCUGAUGCCCAGUGAAGACCAGAUUCCCUCUGAAAAAGUUAAGAAUCUCUGCAGACUAGACCGUCAUAAUCCAAUUCUUCAGAGAUCAAUUUCUGGAGCAAAGUUCAUUUUACCGAAUUUGUAUCUCAUGUCAUCACUCUUACUUCUUUCUAGCAUUUUUAUGAACAAAUAAACAUCAAGAAUUACA